Messenger RNA from Penicillium verhagenii, 1854 nucleotides. RefSeq names its product glycoside hydrolase family 32 protein. Gene Ontology annotation, biological process: sucrose catabolic process. Gene Ontology annotation, molecular function: sucrose alpha-glucosidase activity. The coding region runs from base 1 to 1854 and encodes 617 amino acids. The transcript has 2 exons. The record is from RefSeq and is a predicted model, not a curated record. Lineage: Eukaryota; Fungi; Ascomycota; Eurotiomycetes; Eurotiales; Aspergillaceae.
AUGUCCGCCAUUCUGGGCUCGCCAGAGGUCGACCAACUACUUCAAAGAAAGCAUUGCCAAUCGUCUUUGGAAAAUCACGCCCAGCACACCCAGGCUUCAAGGUCAGGACAGAAGCCAUCAUUUCAUCUGAGCGCUCCAAAUGGUUGGCAGAAUGAUCCAUGUGGUUUGGGAUACGACCCUGCCACAGGCCUCUACCACGCCUUCUUCCAAUGGAACCCAUUAGGCAACGACUGGGGCAACAUGUCCUGGGGUCAUGCCACUUCAACCGAUUUUGUUUCUUGGGAAAUAUCGCCGACUCCCGCUUUAAUACCAUCUGCGAGCUAUGACAAGUGCGGUAUUUUCACCGGCUGUUUUCAGGCAUCUGAUAUCCACGGAAGCCCCGGGGCUUUGACAGUCCUCUACACCUCUGUCAGCCAUCUUCCCAUCCAUUACACACUCCCUUAUGCCACGGGAUGUGAGUCUCUGAGCUUGGCCGUCUCGAAAGAUGCCGGAAGGACUUGGGAACGCCAGGACUGCAAUCCUAUCCUUCCGGGACCGCCUGAUAACCUCCCAGUCACUGGGUGGAGAGAUCCCUUCCUGGCCACCUGGGCAAGAGGGCGUGCUGUUGACUCACAAGAGUCACAGCCUCAGCCUAGUCUCCAUGGGUUUAUUUCCGGUGGUAUCAAGGCUCAAAACCCCGCCGUUUUCGUCUAUACUGUCCAGCCUGAUGAUCUGCGACAGUGGAAUUAUAUCGGCUCUUUGGUGAAUGUUGGGCUUAACUUCCGUCCCUCGCGAUGGUCCGGUGAUUUCGGGGUCAAUUGGGAGGUCGCGAAUCUAAUGACCUUGACAAACGAUGCCCGCGAUUCCCGUGACUUUGUGAUCAUGGGUGUUGAGGGUUGUUUGCGCCCGGAGGUAACAAGCCAAAAUGCUGGAGAAGCUCGCCAUAAACGGGAUCCGAGAGGUCUCAUGUGGAUGUCUGUCAAAUCAUCCGCAAAGGAUGAAAGCAUUACCACCGAUGCGCUCACAUCCUACGCGUUCGCUGGAUUCUUCGAUCACGGUUGCUUGUACGCGGCCAAUUCUUUCUGGGAUCCAGAGACUUCCCAGCGAAUCGUCUAUGGCUGGGUGACGGAAGAUGAUCUCCCUGAUAGUCUUCGUCAUCGCCAGGGAUGGAGUGGUGUGACCUCGCUGCCUCGAGUGGCAACUCUCAUGACAUUGCAUCAUGUCGUAAAAGCACGACACUCCCCGCUAGAGUCGAUAACGUCAAUUGAAACGGUAAAAUCAGAAGGAAGUACCUUCACGAUUCAUACUUUGGGAAUCAGCCCGGACUCGCGACUUUCCCGUCUUCGGCACAGAGCUACUCAAAGUCACCUUGCGGAAUCAUCCUUAUCAAAUUCCGCUGCUAAAGAUCUUGCGAAUUGUUUGUCGUUGAACACAAAUAGAUGGGAGUUACAGGCUGCAUUUUCAGUUGGCCAGUCAUGCAAACGGGUUGGGGUCGAGAUUGCACACAGUGCUGAUUUUGAAGAUUGUACAGUUCUUGCCUGGGACUCCUACAGUGAAACAUUCACUAUUGACCGACCCAGAGUUGAUCCGGAAAUCAACCAUGGCCAGGAAUCUGCUCCUCAUACUCUUUUCUCCUAUCUUAAUGAUGGAGAAGAGGUGGAGGAGGCUCUAAGAAUCCACGCAUUCUUUGAUCAGAAUGUAUUAGAAGUGUUUGUGAACGGGAGAACGGUCAUCACAACCCGAAUCUAUCAUCCUUCAGACCGAUGCUUCGGUGUCAGGUUCUUUGCAGGACCAACCGAUGAUAGAGAUGAGGAAUCAUCUGCGGUACUUCUAGAGGCAGAUGUUUGGGAUGGACUUGGGAUUAAAUCGUGUUAA